AUGGAGCUGCCCAUCACCCCUCUCGUCGUCACUGUCCUUCUCCUCGUUCCAUUGACACUCUACAUCCUCCAGAGACCAAUUCCCUCCAUUCCUCACGCGCCAUGGGCCGUCUUGACGACGGAUCUGCCAGCGCUCAUAGCCCACCCGACAACGGGGUUCGCCUAUCUCAAAUCCCUCCCGACCACCCACCAGACGCCGCUGCGCCAAGUCUGGCUGAAGCCCUUCUCGCGUCCCUACUUGCUGCUCGCCGACUACCGCGAGGCGCGCGACAUCCUCACGCGCCGCCGCGAAUGGGACCGCAGCGACUACUCCAUCUCCAUCCUCGGCGGCGUCGCGCCGCGCCACCACAUCAACCUGAAGCACGGCCCGGCAUGGCGCUACCACCGCGCCCUCCUCGCCGACACAAUGGCCCCGGCCUUCCUCCACGCCGUCGCCGCCCCCGAGAUCUACCGCUCCGCCACGGCCCUCGUCACGCUGUGGCGCCUGAAAGCCGACCGCGCCGCCGGCGCCCCCUUUGAGGCCGGCGGCGACAUCUCCCGCACCGCCCUCGACGCCGUCCUCGAUUUCACCUUUGGCAAAGCCUUCCCGCACCGCACGCUGCCGGCGCAGACACGCGCCGCCGAGACGGCGGAGGCCAAGGGCGGCGGCGGCGGCGGACCCGUCGAGCGCGGACCCCGCGGCGACGCCGUCUUCCCGCAGGGCGCCAUGCACGAGACGCUCGAGGCGACGCUGCACGCGGGCGAGCUCGUCGGCCGCGCGGCAGCGACGCCCUUCAUUGACCUCGCGUACCGGUACUUCGCGCUGCUGCCGUCGGAGCGGCGCUUCCGCGCCCUCCAGCGCGGCUACGCGCGCGAGCAGAUCCUCAGCGCCGUGGCGCGUCUCGACAAGGUACGCGGCACUUCCCACGGCGGGGACGACGACGACAGCUGGGCGCGCUCGGCCGUCGACCUGAUGAUGGCGCGCGAGCGCCGGCUCGCGGGCAAGGAGGGCCGCGCGCCGGUGUACGUGUCCGAGGACACGUCGGACGAGGUGUUGGGCUUCAUCGUCGCGGGGCACGACACGACGGCCACGACGCUGAGCUGGGGCCUCAAGCGGCUGACGGACGCGCCGGCGGCGCAGGUCUCGCUGCGGGCGGCGCUGCGGGGGGCGCACGCCGCGGCCGCGGCCGCGGGGCGCGCGCCGACGGUGGCGGAGAUUGUGGCGACGAGCGUGCCGUACCUCGACGGCGUCCUCGAGGAGAUGGUGCGGCUCGGGACGCCGGUGCCGGUGCUCGAGCGGCAGUGCGACCGCGACACGACGGUGCUGGGCCGCGCUGUGCCGAAGGGGACGACCAUGCUGAUGCUCGCGCAGGGGCCGAGCUUGACGUCGCCGGCGCUGCGGAUCCCCGAGGCGGCGAGGAGUCCGUCGGCGAGGCCGUGCGGGGAAUGGGAUCCCGAGGGCAUGGAGCUGUUUGCGCCGGAGCGAUGGCUGUCGACGGACGGUGCCGGGAACGUCGUGUUUGAUCCACUUGCCGGACCGGUGCUGGGGUUCGGCGGCGGUGUUCGGGGGUGCUUUGGGCGGAAGCUGGCGUAUCUGGAGAUGAGGAUCGUCUGUACUCUUAUAGCGUGGGACUUUGAGCUUUUGGAAUGUGGCGAGGAGCUUUCUGGGUAUGAGGCCACGGAGGAGAUUACGUACAAGCCGACGAGCUGCUACAUGAAGCCGAGGAGGUGGGAAGACGCGUGA
This is a messenger RNA of Verticillium dahliae VdLs.17, 1722 nucleotides long. RefSeq names its product cytochrome P450. The coding region runs from base 1 to 1722 and encodes 573 amino acids. The transcript has a single exon. Lineage: Eukaryota; Fungi; Ascomycota; Sordariomycetes; Glomerellales; Plectosphaerellaceae. Gene Ontology annotation, molecular function: oxidoreductase activity, acting on paired donors, with incorporation or reduction of molecular oxygen; iron ion binding; heme binding. The record is from RefSeq and is a predicted model, not a curated record.